AUGGAACCGAAGCAUAUGUUUAUGUCGGCUUUGGGAGUCGGUAUAGGAGUAGGAGUGGGGCUUGGAUUGGCGUCAGGAUCGCAAACCGUUGGACAAUGGGCCGGCGGGGCUGCCACUCCGGGCGCUCUCUCUCCGCAAACUAUGGAGCAGGAAAUGGUCAGCCUCAUCGUAAAUGGAAGGGAUAGCCAAGUCACCUUUGAUCAAUUCCCAUACUACCUAAGUGAACAGACCAGAGUCUUGUUAACAAGUGCUGCUUUUGUACAUUUGAAAGCUGAUGUCACUAAACACACACGGAAUCUUUCUCCUGCAAGUCGGACAAUAUUGCUCUCUGGCCCUGCUGAACUGUACCAGCAAAUGCUUGCCAAGGCUUUAGCACAUUUUUUUGAGGCCAAGUUAUUGUUGUUAGACGUAACUGAUUUUUCACUGAAGAUCCAGAGCAAAUAUGGGGCUUCGAACAAAGAAUCUUAUUUCAAAAGGUCUAUAUCAGAAACAACAUUGAGCCGAAUGUCUGAAUUAUUUGGAUCAUUUUCAAUGCUUCAACAGGAGGAAAGCAAAGGUACUUUGCGCAGGCAAAGAAGUGGAGUUGAUCUUGUAUCAAAGGGACAAGAAGGCUCCUUUAACCCUCCACAGCUACGUAGAAAUGCAUCUGCCUCAGCAAACUUGAAUAAUCUUUCUUCAACCUGUACUUCUGCAACUUCAGCUCCACUUAAGCGCACUAGCAGCUGGUGUUUUGAUGAGAAGCUUUUUAUACAGACACUUUACAAGGUUCUAGUUAAAAUAUCGAAGAUUAGUCCCAUCGUCCUUUAUCUUAGGGAUGUUGAGAAGGUACUUUGUAGAUCACAGAGGAUGUACGUCUUGUUCCAGAAAAUGCUGAAGAAAUUGUCUGGAUCAAUAUUGAUACUUGGUUCUAGAAUUGUUGACGCUGGAAAUGACUACAGAGAAGUAGAUGAGAGGAUUUCUUCCGUAUUCUCGUACAAUAUUGAAAUAAAACCCCCAGAAGAUGAAACCAAUCUUGUAAGCUGGAAGUCCCGGAUGGAGGAGGAUAUAAAGAUGAUUCAAUAUCAGGAUAACAAAAAUCACAUUAUUGAGGUACUUGCUGCUAAUGACAUUGACUGUGAUGACCUGGGUUCAAUCUGUAUGGCAGAUACACUGGUCCUUGGCAACUAUAUAGAAGAAAUUGUGGUGUCAGCUAUAUCAUAUCACCUAAUGAAUACCCCAGAACCAGAGUAUAGAAAUGGAAAACUUGUUAUCUCAUCGACAAGUUUGUCCCAUGGGUUGAGUAUUUUUCAGGAAGGUAAAUCCGUUGAGAAGGAUACCUUAAAGCUCGAAGCACAAGCUGAAAUGCCCAAGGAUUCAAAAGAUCGAGAAGCUGUUGGAUCAAAGCCUGAAACCAAAAGGGGAGAGGGACCACCAGCUCCAACUAAAAAGGAAGGUGAUAGUUCAGCCUCAGUACCAAAAACUGCAGAAGUUCCUCCAGACAAUGAAUUUGAAAAGCGCAUCAGGCCCGAAGUCAUACCAGCGAAUGAGAUUGGCAUUACAUUUGCAGAUAUUGGUGCCUUGGAUGAGAUUAAAGAAUCUCUUCAGGAACUAGUGAUGCUACCUCUUCGAAGACCGGAUCUGUUUAAAGGUGGCCUUUUGAAGCCAUGUGGAGGAAUAUUGCUUUUUGGGCCUCCUGGCACGGGGAAGACUAUGCUGGCCAAGGCCAUAGCCAAUGAAGCUGGAGCAAGCUUCAUUAAUGUUUCUAUGUCUACUAUUACUUCUAAAUGGUUCGGUGAAGAUGAGAAAAAUGUUCGUGCCUUGUUCACUCUUGCUGCUAAGGUAUCUCCAACUAUCAUAUUUGUGGAUGAAGUUGAUAGCAUGCUUGGGCAACGAAACAGAUCUGGGGAGCAUGAGGCUAUGAGGAAGAUAAAGAAUGAAUUCAUGACUCACUGGGAUGGACUGUUGACAAAACCAGGUGAAAGAAUUCUUGUACUUGCUGCGACCAACAGACCAUUCGAUCUUGAUGAAGCAAUCAUCAGACGUUUUGAGAGAAGAAUCAUGGUCGGCUUACCAUCGGUGGAGAACAGGGAAAAGAUUUUGAGGACUCUAUUGGCCAAAGAGAAAGUUGAUGAAGGAUUGGACUUUAAGGAGCUUGCAACAAUGACAGAAGGAUAUAGUGGAAGUGAUUUGAAGAACUUGUCCAUAACUGCUGCUUACCGACCAGUCAGAGAAUUAAUAAAGCAAGAAAGACUCAAAGAUGAGGAAAAGAAACGUAGAGUUGAGGAAGGGCAGAAAAGUGGAGACACAUCAGCUAAAGAAAACAAAGAGGAAAGGGUAAUAACUAUCAGGCCAUUGAACAUGGAAGAUUUUAAGGAAGCAAAAAAUCAGAUUGCAGCUAGCUUUGCAUCAGAAGGCUCCAUCAUGGCAGAGUUGAAGCAGUGGAAUGACUUAUAUGGGGAAGGUGGUUCGAGGAAAAAGGAACAACUCUCGUACUUCUUAUAA
Molecule: messenger RNA, 2481 nt
Organism: Fraxinus pennsylvanica
Lineage: Eukaryota; Viridiplantae; Streptophyta; Magnoliopsida; Lamiales; Oleaceae
Source: the annotation of a GenBank genome assembly